Molecule: messenger RNA, 7499 nt
Organism: Lepus europaeus (European hare)
Lineage: Eukaryota; Metazoa; Chordata; Mammalia; Lagomorpha; Leporidae
Gene: MTF1
Product: metal regulatory transcription factor 1
Exons: 11
Coding region: 152-2395 (747 amino acids)
Biological process (GO): central nervous system development; positive regulation of transcription by RNA polymerase II
Cellular component (GO): nucleus
Molecular function (GO): DNA-binding transcription activator activity, RNA polymerase II-specific; RNA polymerase II cis-regulatory region sequence-specific DNA binding
Source: RefSeq, a predicted model, not a curated record
AAGCGGAAGCGGAAGUGACGUUAAGGGAAGGUGGGGGUAAUCAUGGUGCCGCUGGGGAGGGGAGAAGCUGCUGCUGCCGCUGUUGCCGGGAGCCGCGGAGGAAGGCCAUUACCUUCUCACUUCUCACAAUUGAGCUGAGCACGACUGAACCAUGGGGGAGCACAGUCCGGACGACAACGUCAUCUUCUUCGAGGCCGAGGAUGAUGAGCUGACCCCCGAUGUCAAGAUGCUCAGGUUCGUGGAUAAAAACGGACUGGUGCCUUCCUCAUCCGGAACCGUUUAUGAUAGGACCACUGUUCUCAUCGAGCAGGACCCUGGCACUUUGGAGGAUGACGAUGACGACGGACAGUGUGCGGAACACUUGCCUUUUCUUGUGGGGGGUGAAGAGGGCUUCCACCUGAUAGACCAGGAAGCAAUGGCGCAGGGUUACGUGCAGCACAUUAUCUCACCAGAUCAGAUUCAUUUGACAAUAAACCCUGGUUCUACGCCCAUGCCAAGAAAUAUUGAAGGUGCAACCCUAACUCUGCAGUCGGAAUGUCCAGAAACAAAACGUAAAGAAGUAAAGCGGUACCAGUGCACCUUCGAGGGCUGUCCUCGCACCUACAGCACAGCAGGCAACCUGCGCACCCACCAGAAGACUCAUCGAGGAGAGUACACCUUCGUCUGCAAUCAGGAAGGCUGUGGCAAGGCCUUCCUCACCUCUUACAGCCUCAGGAUCCAUGUGCGGGUGCACACGAAGGAGAAGCCAUUUGAGUGCGAUGUACAGGGCUGCGAGAAGGCGUUCAACACGCUGUACAGGCUGAAAGCACAUCAGAGGCUUCACACAGGGAAAACGUUUAACUGUGAAUCUGAAGGCUGCAGCAAGUACUUCACCACACUCAGUGACCUGAGGAAGCACAUUCGGACACAUACAGGAGAAAAGCCAUUUCGGUGUGAUCAUGAUGGCUGUGGAAAAGCAUUUGCAGCAAGCCACCACCUUAAAACUCACGUCCGUACACAUACUGGUGAAAGACCCUUCUUCUGCCCCAGUAAUGGCUGUGAGAAAACAUUCAGCACUCAGUACAGUCUCAAAAGUCACAUGAAAGGUCAUGAUAACAAAGGACACUCAUGCAGUGCACUUCCACAACACAACGGAUCAGAGGAUACAAAUCACUCACUUCAUCUGAAUGCCUUGAGCCUUCUGUCCACAGAAGAUAGAAUUUUGGGAGAAAAUUCCAGUAGAACACAGGACCAGGACCUCAGCACAGUUUCACCAGCAACCAUCUUUAAAUCAAUGUUCCAGAAUUCUGAUGCUGCAGCGAUUCAGGAAGAUCCUCAGCAGACAGCCGCCUUGAUUGAAAGUUUUAAUGGUGAUGCAGAGUCAGUCAGUGAUGUUCCGCCACCCACAGGAAAUUCAGCAUCUUUAUCUCUUCCACUUGUACUGCAGCCUGUCAUCUCCGAGCCACCUCAGCCUCUGCCACCAGCCUCAGCUCCGUCUGCUCCUCCGCCUGCUCCCUCCCUGGGAACUGGUCCCCAGCAAGCUGCAUUUGGCAACCCCCCUGCUCUCUUACAACCUCCAGAAGUGCCUGUUCCCCACAGCACGCAGUUUGCUGCUAAUCAUCAAGAGUUUCUUCCGCACCCCCAGGCACCGCAGCCCAUCGUCCCAGGACUCUCUGUUGUUGCUGGGGCUUCUGCGUCAGCCACAGCAGCACCAGCCCCACCACAAAGUACUACUGAGCCCCUGCCGGCCAUGGUCCAGACUUUGCCCCUGGGUGCCAACUCUGUCCUAACUAGUAAUCCCACUAUAACCAUCACCCCGACUCCCAGCACGGCCAUCCUGCAGUCCAACCUGGUCAUGGGAGAACAGAACUUACAGUGGAUAUUAAAUGGUGCCACCAAUUCUCCACAAAACCAGGAACAAAUUCAGCAAGCAUCUAAAGUUGAGAAGGUGUUUUUCACGACUGCGGUACCAGUAGCCAGUAGCACAGGGAGCUCUGUACAGCAGAUUGGCCUCAGUCUUCCUGUGAUCAUCAUCAAACAAGAGGAGGCAUGUCAGUGUCAGUGUGCAUGUCGGGACUCUGCCAAGGAGCGGGCGACUGGCAGGAGAAAGGGCUGUUCUUCCCCACCCCCUCCAGAGUCAAACCCUCAGCCUCCUGAUGGACCCAGCCUGCCGCUGCCUCCACAGACUUUUUCAUUACCCCUGGUCCCCCUGUUGUCAUCCUCCACCGCACCCUCUUCCUGUGAGCAAAGCAGACAAACAGAGACUCCUGCGUACUCUCAGACAGAAAUAAGUGCCAUGGAUGUGUCAGAGUUCCUGUCCCUCCAGGGCCUCAGCACCCCGUCCAGUCUGAUUCCCAUUGAAGCACUGCUGCAGAGGGAGGAGGAGAUGGGCCUGACCAGCAGCUUCUCCAAGUGAACAGUGUGUGUGUGCUCGCGUGCUCGCCUCCUGGAAGAGGGUGAGCAGGAGGCGCAAGGUGCCACGCCCACCAUCAUGGGGUCAGAAUUUGAAGGAUGAAGAAAUCUACUGUUUGAAUUCCUCGCCUUUCAGAUGUGUUUUCUUUAUUCACAUACCAGGAGCAUCCAUUUUAAGGAACUGAUCUUUGGGAAAAACAAAAAAAACAAAAAAAAAAAACAACAAAAAAAAGCUAAGUUAUAAAUGAACUGUUUGGCUGCACUGUUUGUCACUUUUGCUUAUUGUCAUGUGAACUUGGAAAUUAAGGUUACUCGUGCGCAUAAAAAUUCUAAAUGAAAGGGUGUGGUUUCCAUCAAUCUGACACUGCCCAUCACUUGCACUGGGGUCUUUGUGGAUUGGGCAGAAAGUUCAGUGUGUUGGGUGUUGCUCCUCCCUGUGUGUCUUUUGAGUCUGAGGCUCCAGACUGCUCUGAAGGCCAGCCCCUCACCCGCUCCGGGAGGGCCAUGGCAAGGUGAAAGAGCUGUGAGACAGGCAGAGUUCAGGCGAGAUGGCUUUGUUGUUUGCGCUUGGCGUCCGUGGAGCUCAGGGUGGCUAGCGCGGGGCUCAUGCUGCAGCCCGCUUCCGCAGCAGGCCCGGGCCCAGGCUGCGGGGAUGUGCUGGCUCUGCGGGGCCCUGGGCAAGUUGUUAAGUGUGGUCUGUCGCUGAUGUGUGUGAAGAGCAGGCUGUAGCAACAUGACCACAGUCUGCCUUCCUGGUCCCUGGUGUCAGCUGUGGGGAUUGCUGAGCGCAGUGAAUUGCCUUGGGGCACAUGCCUGUUUUGUCCUAGAGUGAACAUGUGGCUAUAGCUGAUUGGUGGUUGGUGGCCUGCCUGCCUUCAGUGACGUUUUCUGCCUCAGAGCAGAAGGACUGCAUUUUGCUUAUCAGGAGAAGGUACAGACUUAAGGGAGUUGGGGGUGGUGUGGAAUUGGCAGGCCGUGCGUCCUGGUUCCAGGCGUAGCCAGGCUUUCGGUUGCCCCUUCCCCCACCUCUUCUUCUCAGCCUUCUGGAUUUUGCAUAUACAGUGCAAACCAGGCUGUGGCUUGCUCAACGUAGUGGUUUCUAAACAAAAGGAAAAGACAAAAAAAAAAAAAGAAAGAAAAGAAAAAGAAAAAGAAAUAAAACGAUGAUCUUAUACUCAGGGUAAAACAAAAUGAAAAACUCCCCCUUCCACCAAAAAGCCUGAAAUGUUGCAAUAAGUUAUCUCAUUUGGAAUGUUGCAUUAAGUUGUGUUAGAGGAAAGAAGGUUUUUCUCAGUUGUGUAUAGAAUUAUAUCCAUCUGUCUGCCUUUGGCUCUAAGUCACUGCCUCUUAAAAUAAGACAUAAAAUAGACUCCACACUGGAAUGGAAAGUUCCUCUCGGCUGGCUCAGAAGCUAGCCGGGCCCAGCCUGUGGACUAGGCCCCUCGCCUCCCCAAGAGCGCCUGCCCUGCCUUGAGCUGCGGCUUAGAGCCCAGGCCGCUCUUCGGGUCAAGCGCAGCAGAAAGCAGCCCUCAUUUUGCCUCGCGUUUCCACCCCGACGUAAAGAGAUGUGCGUGGGUCACUCCUGCUCUCUGAGCCGGCACUCAGGGCCAGCCAGGACAGCAGACAGCAGAUCACCUCCCUGCCUUCAGCUGGCACGUUCAGGGGCCGACGUGGGUGAGAGGAUGGUGGUAGUGAGAGCUGGGACUGCGCAAGGAGAAACAGCAGCCGAGUUCAUUCCAGGAGUCUAGCCAGGAGAAUUGAUUUUUUUUGACCUCCUGCACUCCCCUCCCCAAAAGGCUGGUGGGUUUUGGCAACCUUUGACCUCAGCACAAGUUGAUAAGGCAGGAGGCAUCUUCUAUUACACACUGGGUCAGGUCCUCCUAGAACAGCAGCUCUGAGCUUGGCUCAUCCUUGGUUGCCUCUGGGCCUUGCAUUCCCCCGUAGGAAGCCUUGAGCUAAAGCCCUUGCUGUUUUCUCUACAACUUCUGAGAGCGCAGCAGAAGGGACCCCCAAAGUAGCUUGUAUCAGAGAGCAGUAAUGACCUUCCCACAUGCCCAUCCUAGGGUCACCUGGGAUGCUGGCUGUCUGGGAGGUGGGGUAGGAAGUAGGCUCCCAGGGAAGAACACUGGAAGUGUCGAUGGUUUAAAUCUUGUUUUUUCCUGCUUAGCUAGGGCUGUGCUUGUGUUGGGCCCCACCCAGGUCAGUGGCUUUCCCACUCUCCACACAUCAGGGGUGAUGGAGAAAUAUCUUAAAAGUGUUUAGGCUGACAGAUUUUUCUACUUGAAAUAUCUGCGUUCUGAGGGUGAUUUUAGAUUACAAGAGACUAUAAGAUCCAAUCAGCUUUUGAAACAUCAGGAUUCUGUUUAAAACGCUAGCGAAUGGUUGUGAAGAGCAGGUGUAUUCCACAGGUUGGCUUCCAGCCUUCUCCCUCCCUGUCCUACCACAAGCCUGGCUUCUAGAACCAGGGACCUUGGAGAAGAGAAGACCCCUGGCUAGGAGCCAGAAAGAACCUUCAUGGAGAGAGUGGUUUCUCAAACCCAGGAAUGAACCUAGGAUAAGGUUAGGAAGGAUCCACAGAAUUCUAGGUGGCGAAAUUGAGCCUUUCUCCCCAUGGUAACCAUUUUCACCUUGUAGAUUUCUACUUUGGCUCCACUAGCAUCUCCAGUUAGACUGCGCCUUUAAAGAGUGCUGCUCAGCCCCAGGUAUGGACUUAGGUGGUCAGGAAACUGGCUGGCACCACCACACUGAGCCAUUCUCAGGCUGGUGGGCGGGGCACUGAGGGAAAGUGGCCCAGUCCUUCUGGCAGGGUCUGGCUAGUCUCAUGGGGGCAGCACUAGGUGUGGUGACAGGAAUGGUAUCAUUUCUUGAAUUCCACUCCCCUUUAGAAGGAGAUCAUGGUACCAAGCCCAGGAUGGGCCUUAAGAUGUGAACACCUCUCUGGGUAGAAGGCGAGGGGAGAGUCAGCCAAUUGGAGAGGUUGCCUUUCAGGGUCAAGGCAGUGGACUGAUGGGAUGAAUGGAGGGUGGGUGGUUUUUCCUGCGAGACUUUGUAUAAUGCUGAAUGUGUCCGGAGGGACAAGUUUGCAGAACCUCAUAUUGGUAUAUUAAAGAAAUAAUAAAAGUAAAAAGCACUUUAGGUUAUUUUAUCUUUAACCCAAUUGCUGCAAUUUCUUUUGUGUGUGUGUAUAUAUAUAUAUAUAUAUACAUAUAUAUACUGUCCACAAAGUUUUAUUUUUUUGCUCAGAAUAAAAAGUUAAAUUGAGGUGUGAAAAGCAAAGCACUUACCUUGGUGCAAUAUGUGUAGCUUGACAGCCGUUGUCCCAUGUGGCCCGGCCUGGCCGUGUGUUUCCGGAAGCUCCAUCAGCCCUGCGCUGAGGCUGUCCACAGGGAAGCUCCUUUAGGCAUUCUCUCAUCUAUGCAAGCCUUCCCUGUGUGCCCGGGGCGCCCCCUCAGGCUUGCUGAAGAACUGCUCUGCGGGCUGUUGAGGCCCCUUGUCGUCACUUCUUGGUCCCUUGCCAGCUUCCCCACUUCACCAUUACAAAGUGAUGCCUGAAAGAAGGAACAGGUUGUUCCUAGGUAAGAACCUGGCACCUUCCAGACGUUCAGAUCUGUAAUCACGUCCAUUGUCCUGCAUGGUAAAGACUGCUCCCGUGUCACUGAAACCACUGCUUUGUGGAACUACAAUGUCGCUUGAGAGUUUGUAGUUUCCUUACACCACCAAUCAGAAAUAUGUUCGGAGGGAUGGGAGUGGGAGUGGCGGUGAGGGGGUAGGUGACAGGAGUCAUUUCGGGAGUGCUCCGCAUACCACCUGCCUUGGCUGUUCCAGGAAGGCGGCCUCCAGCCGUCAUUAAACCCAGCACACAAAGCUGCCAUAAUCUAAUCUCUCUUAUGGACUUUCUUCCUUCUCCCUUGCCAUUUUAUCCCCGGCUCUCAGGCUCUAGAACAAAGAAGUUAUAACAUGCACUUCAGCCAAAGCAGAAAGGUAUUCACAGAUGUAAUAUGCAAAUGCUCCUGCCGUGAGCUAGACUGGACAUUGGCCAUUCCUUAAUAAUACUUGGGGAUGAAGGAAGCAACGGGAGACCGAUGACGCAUAUUUCUGAUUGGUCUAUCAGGUUGGCCUGUCUCCUCUCAAGUGCUCUCGGAGGCGUGGGGGAAAGGGUCCUGUCUCUUCUCCGCGCUUCAGGGAAGCUGCCGACCCCCGCCUGGGCAUUCCUCACUGUAGGUCCUGUUAGAGAGGGCUUCGCAGUCAGCACUAAAAAAUGCAAACUAAACUGGAUCUUCCCACCAACGUGUACAUAGUACAAGCUUUUUUACUGGAAGUGAGGUUUAAAUCCACACACUGCCCCUUUGGUGGUGUGCCUGCUGGGCCAAAAAUUGGGCGAUAACGGCGUGUCACUUUCUCAGCUCAAUGCAGUUUCUACUUUUCUUAUGGAAAAAUUUUUCAUAAAACCUUUUUUCACCAACCCCAGGGGUGUUUUUUGCAAUAUCCUUGUAGUGGUGCCAAGUCAGAGGCGUCUCCUGCCCUUUCCCUCCCGUGUUCUCAGGCCUUGCAAGGACUGUUGGACUGGACAGCCGACGUCCUUUGUUGCGUUCUGGAGAAGGUCGGGGUCAGAGGCUGGUCCCUUUUCCUGUGAACUCCUCCUCCUCUGUUUGGGGAAGAGGACUGAGAACAGGUGUUUGCUGGACCCCUGGCUCCACUCUCUUAGCCGGGAAAGGCAGAAGCCCCCGAGAGCCUUCUUUUUGUGACGCAUACUAAUCAUUGGCCGAUGGUCUUGGUGACAGUUUUUUACAUCCCAAGUAGUUUUAUUUGGAUUAUGUAAGUCUUUCAAAUUUAUUUAGGUGUGAAACAUGGGAACAACAGACUUCCACUGAGCGAUAUGAAAACGUUACAGGUUCAGUACUUCCAAAGGAAGAAACCUCCAAAACCCAAAAACGAAUAAAUAUGAAUUUGUAUUUUUGAAGAAUGUGAAAUAAUGGUGUUUGCUUAAUUGCUCAUUUUGUAUAAACUUAAUAUUGUACUUUAAGAUAUCUGCUAAGAAGUGAAAAUUUAACUUUUUGGAAUUGAAAAAGCAAUAUUAAAUACUAAUGAAAUCCUAAUUAAAUGCUUAU